AUGCCAUUGCUGCAAGAGAGUAAAUGGGCAGUGCUGCCCAUGCACCUGUCGGCCAAGCAGAGAGGGCAAGAAGAAUCCUGUGAGAGGGGUGGCGCGGUGUGUUCAUCGGCGUCGUUGACAAAUUGCGGGACUCCCAUCAAAAGUUGGGAUCUCAUUUUGGACUUUAUGGAACCCAUGACGAGGGAGGAAGAAGAGGAGUUGAGGCUCCGGUUGCGGACAGCGUUCGUUAGUGAGAAUAACGAGAAUAUGUUCAGUACACCGUUCAAUAUGUGCGAGCAUUAA
Desarmillaria tabescens is the source of this 282-nucleotide messenger RNA. RefSeq lists its product as uncharacterized. Bases 1 to 282 code for a protein of 93 amino acids. Lineage: Eukaryota; Fungi; Basidiomycota; Agaricomycetes; Agaricales; Physalacriaceae. The transcript is spliced from 2 exons. The record is from RefSeq and is a predicted model, not a curated record.